ACAGGUGCGUGACAUGACAGUUCAGCUCCCCAGCAUGUUCCCUAAAGGAAAGGGUUCUACGGUACCUUCAGACAGCCAAGCCAGAGAAAAGUUAGCUCUCUAUGUAUACGAAUAUUUACUCCAUGUUGGGGCACAGAAAAGCGCACAGACAUUUUUGUCAGAGAUUAGGUGGGAGAAGAAUAUAACGUUAGGAGAACCCCCGGGGUUUCUGCAUUCAUGGUGGUGUGUAUUCUGGGAUUUGUAUUGUGCGGCGCCCGAGAGGAGAGAGACGUGUGAACAUUCAAGUGAGGCGAAAGCUUUCCACGAUUACAGAGGGAGGCCGAACCCACACUUGGAUGUCAAUGGCGAACAACCCGUAGCACCAUUUCUUCACAAGAGCGGAGCAGCUCCCAGUCCAGUAUUAGGUCAGAUGCCCCCUAAUGAUGGAAUGCCUCCCAGCGGUCCAAUGCCUCCAGGCUUCUUUCAGAAUCCCAUGCGUCACUCACCCUCACACCAGAACCCCGGCCCGGGGGGUCCCCCUGGGUCGCAGCCCUCACCCCAUGCUCAGCAUCAUCACCACAGCAAUCCCAUGAUGCAGCAGAAUCAGUUACCUCAACAUCACAUGGAUGGCAAUCAGUUAUCACCUCACCGGCUGGAUAUGAAUCAGCCGUUCAUGUCACCCCGUUUCUCAGGCCCGAGAGGUCCAGUCCGAAUGCCAGGCAGUCAGGUGAGAGGAACGCCUCCACCGGGUGGUAUUCCCAAUUCACAAGGAAUGAUGCCCAACUCCAUGGAUCCCACGAGGCCUGGUAAGUCAUCUCAUCUCUUCUGCAUGAACAAAAAACAAGUCAAUAAAUGUACAUAA
This is a messenger RNA of Asterias rubens (European starfish), 841 nucleotides long. Its product is annotated as single-stranded DNA-binding protein 3-like. Lineage: Eukaryota; Metazoa; Echinodermata; Asteroidea; Forcipulatida; Asteriidae. Gene Ontology annotation, molecular function: protein binding; single-stranded DNA binding. The record is from RefSeq and is a predicted model, not a curated record. Gene Ontology annotation, biological process: positive regulation of transcription by RNA polymerase II. The transcript is spliced from 11 exons. The coding region runs from base 14 to 841 and encodes 275 amino acids. Gene Ontology annotation, cellular component: nucleus.